This is a messenger RNA of Anolis carolinensis (green anole), 9753 nucleotides long. It is a transcript of the gene mapk7, whose product is annotated as mitogen-activated protein kinase 7. The record is from RefSeq and is a predicted model, not a curated record. The coding region runs from base 3212 to 5938 and encodes 908 amino acids. The transcript has 7 exons. Gene Ontology annotation, cellular component: nucleus; cytoplasm. Gene Ontology annotation, molecular function: MAP kinase activity; ATP binding. NCBI's taxonomy places the organism in Eukaryota, Metazoa, Chordata, Lepidosauria, Squamata, Anolidae. Gene Ontology annotation, biological process: protein phosphorylation; intracellular signal transduction.
UUAUGGGCACAGAUUUGAACCCUGGUCUCAAGAGUCAUCCGUUCAAUGCUAAAACCACUAUAUUACUGCUUUUUUGUUGUUUGCAUAGAUCUACCUGGACAUGCAGAGCUUUGAAAAGUCCUUUUUUUUGAGCAAGUUGCAGAAUCCUCUUGCCAGAAUAGUGCUGUUCCAAAAAUGGUAGGUUUUUUAAAGCUUUGGUUUCAUGACAUAGAGUACAUUGUAUAUUGUAGAAUUAACGUAGUGUGACACCACUUUAACUGCCAUGUCUUCAUGCUAUACAACCAUGGGAGUUGUAGUUUUACAAGGUUUUUAGCCUUCUCUGCCAAAGAGUGCUGGUGCCUCACCAAACUUCCAGCCCCAGGAAUCCAUAGCAUUGAGCUAUGGGAGUUAAAGUUGUGUCAAACUGCAUUAAUAUUACAGUAUAGAGAUGCACCCAUAGACUGUAAUUAAUUCUGGCCUUGGAAGCAUGCCUUCUCUUAAUUCAAAUCAAAUCCAUACAACACUCUUUACCAGACAGAUGGAGUAUUUCUCUUUAAAAUGGUUGUUUCCAAAAAUGUUCCCCUAUAAAUAUUUUCUACAUUUUUAAUAAAUUAUCCUGCUGCCAAACUUGGAAUGAAACUUUAAAGCCAUUUGGUUUAAAGGGACCCUCCAGUUUUAAAUAACUGACUCUGCUAUGUGCUACAAUGGUGUUUUCCUGUUUUAGAAGUGGAAUAAACAAUUUUUUAGAGUCUUGUUUCCAAAGCUAUAAUGCUAAUCAGAAAGAGAUGCCACGUGUGGAAGAUGUAUGAGAAACCCAAAAGCGUUGCUGUUAAUGCAGAGGAUCCAAAUUAUUUUAUUGUGUUUUAAUCUUAGGGCUAUGUCUUUUAAUAUAUGUGUUUUCAUGGUCUCGUGUAUUUAAUCUUAUGUAUUUUAACAGUGUUGUAGCCUGGUUCGAGUCUUGAAGCGAGGCGGGCAAAAAUAAAAUUUAUUCUUCGUAAUAUUAACAUUCAUUUGAAACUUGAACUUUGUCUUAUGGGUAAGCAGUUGGAGAAAAAUCAUAGAAGACUACUGUAAUACAGUGAUUAGAGCUACAAUAUAGUGAUCACAGUUUUAUGCACAGAGAUGGAAGAAUACAUCUCCACCAACAAAUGAGCUCCUGCCUGGGGGAAUCCUUUGUUGGGUGGUGUUAGCUGGCCCUGAUUGUUUCCUGUCUGGAAUUCCCCAGUUUUCUGAGUGUUUUUUUUAAUUUACUGUCCUGAUUUCAAGGUGGCCAAUUGGAACAUUCAAACUUACCUCAAACAGGGUUGUUGUAUGUCUUUCGGGCUGUGUGGCCAUGUUCCAGAAGUAUUCUCUCCUGACAUUUCGCCCACAUCUAUGGCAGGCAUCCUCAGAGGUUGUGAGGUAUGGAUAAACUAAGUAAGGAAAGGAAAGAAUAUAUAUCUGUGUAUAGUCCAAGGUGUGGCAAGAGUCCUUUGUCACUGGGAGCCAGCAUUAAUGUUUCAGUUAAUCACCCAAAUUGGCAUUGGAAAUGUUUUGUCCCUUGCCUGGGGGCAUCCUUUGUUCAGUCAAGUCCUCAUUGUGUUGGUUCCCGUUCUAAUGUUUUGAUUUUGGAGUUUUGUAAAACUGGUAGCCAGAUUUUGUUCAUUUUCAUGGUUUCUUCCUUUCUGUUGAAGUUGUCCACAUGCUUGUGGAUUUCAAUGGCUUCUCUGUGUAGUCUGACAUGAUAGUUGUUUGAAUGGUCCAGCAUUUUUGUGUUCUCAAAUAGUAUUCUGUGUCCAGGCUGGAAUUCCCCAGUUUUCUGAGUGUUUUUUUUACUUACUGUCCUGAUUUCAAGGUGGCCAAUUGGAACAUUCACACUUACCUCAGACAAUUGGCUACCUUCAUUAGCAUUAAAUGGCCUUGCAGCUUCAAAUCCUGGCUGCUUCCUGCCUGGGGGAAUCCUUUGUUGGGAGGUGUUAGCUGGCCUGAUUGUUUCCUGUCUGGAAUUCCCUAGUUUUCUGAGUGUUUUUCUUUACUUACUGUCCUGAUUUCAAGGUGGCCAAUUGGAACAUUCACACUUACAUCAAACAGACAAUGGCCUCGAAGCUUCAAAGCCUGGCUGCUUCCUGCCUGGGGGAAUCCUCUGUUGGGCAGUGUUAGCUGGCCCUGAUUGCUUCCUGUUUGGAAUUCCCCAGUUUUCUGAGUGUUUUUUUUUUUUACUUACUGUCCUGAUUUCAAGGUGGCCAAUUGGAACAUUCACACUUACCUCAAACAGACAAUUGGCUACCUUCAUUAACAUUAAAUGGCCUUGCAGUUUCAAAUCCUGGCUGCUUCCUGCCUGGGGGAAUCCUCUGUUGGGCAGUGUUAGCUGGCCCUGAUUGCUUCCUGUUUGGAAUUUCCCAGUUUUCUGAGUGUUUUUUUUUUUUUACUUACUGUCCUGAUUUCAAGGUGGCCAAUUGGAACAUUCACACUUACCUCAAACAGACAAUUGGCUACCUUCAUUAGCAUUAAAUGGCCUUGCAGCUUCAAAUCCUGGCUGCUUCCUGCCUGGGAGAAUCCUUUGUUGGGAGGUGUUAGCUGGCCCUGAUUGUUUCCUGUCUGGAAUUCCCUAGUUUUCUGAGUGUUUUUCUUUACUUACUGUCCUGAUUUCAAGGUGGCCAAUUGGAACAUUCACACUUACAUCAAACAGACAAUGGCCUCGAAGCUUCAAAGCCUGGCUGCUUCCUGCCUGGGGGAAUCCUCUGUUGGGCAGUGUUAGCUGGCCCUGAUUGUUUCCUGUCUGGAAUUCCCCUGUUUUCUGAGUAUUGUUCUUUAUUUAUUGUCCUGAUUUUCGACUCUUUCCUCUCCCAACGCAGAGGCUUAAAGCGGCAAUAAAACUUGUUUGUGUUCUUUGCUUUCCCCAUCUCCCCUUUUUUCAUUGGCUCCGGACCUCUCCUAAAGUUUACCUAUUGGCUCAGAUUAGGGAGUGGGGUGGGACUUAAAUAACAUCCAACCAAUCAAGCAUAAGUAGUCUCCUUGCCACGCCUCGCCGCUUCUCCUCCGUGGCCACGCCUCCCAGUGUUGUGAUUGGCCGAGGAGGAUUCGAAGCCGUAACAUCCGGGUCCCUCAGAGGAGGAGCCCUAGACUAGAGUUGAGACAGAGAUAGGGAAAGGGAGGGGCGAGAAGAGAGAGAGAGGCAGGAGUAGCGGACCAGAGAGGGAACCGCCCCAGCCCUCCAAAGGGAUCUCCCAUUGUAGCAGAAAGUUACGGCAUCAUGGCAGAGCCGCCGAUAGAAGAUGAAGGGGAUGAAGCAGCCCAAGGCCAAGCAAAGCAGGAGUCAACUCACCAGGCCACGGUGGCAGCCAAGAAUCUCGCCAUCUUGAAGGCUCGAUCCUUUGACGUCACGUUUGAGGUGGGAGAUGAAUAUGAGGUCAUUGAGACGAUCGGCACCGGAGCUUACGGUGUGGUCAGCUCCGCACGUCGCAAGGAUACAGGCCAGCAGAUGGCCAUCAAGAAAAUCCCCAAUGCCUUUGAUGUGGUGAUGAAUGCGAAGCGCACUCUGCGGGAGCUGAAGAUCCUUAAGCAUUUCAAGCAUGACAACAUAAUCGCUAUCAAGGAUAUCCUUAAACCCACUGUGCCUUAUGCUGAAUUCAAAUCUGUGUAUGUGGUGCUGGAUUUGAUGGAGAGUGACCUGCAUCAGAUCAUCCAUUCUUCUCAGCCUCUUACCUUGGAGCAUGUCCGCUACUUCCUCUACCAGCUUUUGCGGGGACUCAAAUACAUCCAUUCGGCCAACGUCAUUCAUCGGGACCUCAAACCCAGCAAUCUGUUGAUCAAUGAGAACUGUGAACUUAAGAUUGGGGACUUUGGUAUGGCCCGAGGUCUCUGCACCAAGCCGGACGAGUACAAGUACUUCAUGACAGAGUAUGUGGCCACCCGCUGGUACAGGGCUCCUGAGCUGAUGCUCUCCCUCCAUGAGUAUACCCAGGCCAUAGAUAUGUGGUCAGUUGGGUGCAUUUUUGCCGAGAUGCUUGGGCGGAAGCAGCUCUUUCCAGGGAAGAAUUACAUCCACCAGCUUCAGCUCAUCAUCACCGUCCUGGGCACUCCUCCGGCCAAAGUGGUCCAUUCCAUUGGAGCUGACCGGGUGCGGGCCUACAUCCAGAGCCUGCCUUCGCGCCAGCCGGUGCCAUGGGAGACCCUCUAUCAGAAUGCCGACCGGAAGGCCUUGUCUUUGCUUUCAAAGAUGCUCCGCUUUGAUCCCCGUGAGCGAAUAUCAGUGGUGGAGGCCCUGAAUCACCCCUUCCUGGCCAAGUAUCACGACCCAGAUGAUGAGCCCAACUGCGUCCCGGCUUUUGAUUUCGAUUUUGACAAACAGGUACUCACCAAGGAGCAGAUCAAAGAAGCCAUAGUGGCCGAAAUCAAUGACUUCCAUGAGCGCCGGGAGGGCAUUCGGCGCCAGAUCAGCUUCAAGCCAACCUUGAGGCCGGCUGCUAUUGGCGGGGGUUAUGGGGAUGAAACCUCCAGCCAAACUCAGCUUCUGUACUGUCAUGACGUGGAUAUGCCCAGUGCUGGUUCACCUAGAAUGGCAGAUGGUGACUAUGCAAUGGCGUCUCCUGUCCUAUGCUCCCUGACGGAGACAAUAGAUCUCACCUCACCCCUCACAACCACAGCUGUGGUACAGCCCGAGGUGAAGGCUGAAGCAGAAGUCCCCGCAGCUCCUCCCAAGAGGGAAGGGGCCAUCUCAGAUGACACUAAGGCUGCCCUCAAGGCUGUUAUCUUAAAAUCCGCCCUCCGAAAUAAGAAUAAAGAUACGCCAUCCUGUGUCCCAGAGACUCCUGAUAUCCGAAGGCCAGUGACGGCAAAGGAGCGCCAACGGGAGCGAGAAGAGAAACGCAAGCGGCGCCAGGAACGAGCCAAGGAGCGGGAGAAGCAGAAGAAGGAGAAAGAGAGAGAGCGCAGGGACAUGCUGACAGAGAAUGACCGCAACCUUCUGGAAAGGUGGACCAAAAUGGUGGACCGAACCCAAAGCAAGCCAGCCCAGAAUGGGUCUGCAGCCCUUCCGCAGACAACCGCACCCAGCCACAACCUGCCUCAAGCCCCUUCUAGCAACCACUUGCCACCUCAGGUGCCCCCUGCUUGCCAUAUCCCGGCUACCCCUUCCAGCAACACACCUGCACCGGCUGACUUUCUUACUUUCUCAGACAAGGGAGUGCCUGCCGUGGGACCCAAGCUGACAAUUGUCCCUGUGGGUUCAGUUCAGAGCUCCAAUACAAACGUGGUGCAUUUUUUCCCAGCGCAGACUGCCCCGUUCCUGGUGGCCACCCCAGCUUGCCAAAAAGCCACCCCCUCAAAGCCAGAGUGCCUCCUGAGUGUCAAAUACGCCCCCAGCCAGAUCUUCCAAGCCCCUUAUGGUGUUGCGGCACUGAACGCUUGGAGCGGUGUCCCCUCGCCUGAGAGCUGGGCUGCGUCAGGUCAGCUGCCAGUGACCCAACCAGAGAUAGCAUCUUCCAGUAGCGCCCUGCCCGAACAAACAAGUUUUGGGACCACUAUGGAGCAGCCUCUGUUCCUGGCAGAAAUGGGCAAGCCUGAGCCUCCACCAUCAGGUUUUGCUGAAGAAACAUCAUCAGUGGCAAAGGGGCCUGCUCAGCACCAGAUAACCUCAGGCCUGCCUUUGGAACCUCCAGAUAUUAAUGUGGUAACACAGCAGCUGUCUAAAUCCCAGGUGGAAGAUCUCCUGCCUCCUGUUUUCUCUGGCACCCCAAAAGGCAGUGGUGCUGGCUAUGGGGUUGGGUUUGACUUGGAAGAAUUCCUGAAUCAGUCUUUCGAUAUGGUAGGAGAGAACAGAGAAAGCCAAGGAGAUUCUGCCCCUCUUUCGGCCUCCCUUCUUGCCGACUGGUUGGAAGUCCAUCGGAUGAACCCAGCCGAUAUGGAGUCCCUCCAACAAGAACUCCAGCUGGGCUCUCCCAUGAUCCUGUCCGACAUUCCCGACCUCCAGGAUGCAUGAAAAGCUGGAAUCCUGUCUGCCAUUUUCUUCUAUUCCAAAACCAUUGCUUGGAGGUGGGAAGGAAAAAAACAACAACAACAAAAGCCCAACAAAGGCUGAACUUGGAGAGUUCAAAACUGAUCCAUUUGCCUUCUCAAUUACUCCGGCUGGGAACCGCAGUGCCUGUGUCUUUGUGUUGAAGCAAAGGCUGAACUGGGCUGGUGUUUGGACUGAAGGACUUUCCCAGAAAGGUGUAAGGUGAUGGUGUGUUCUACCUAUGUCACCUUGUGUUGGGUGUGUUUUGGCAAGCAGGAAUGAAAGCUGUCCCAAGACUGCAGGGACAAUACUAAGGGCGUGUGUGUGUUUGUGCAUUGCUUGUUGCCUCUGAAACAGGUGUCAAGUAAAUUCCUUCCUGACCCCUCACUGUGUCUUCCUUACCUCCUAGCCAAUAUUGGUUUUUAUGCAUAGGGUAUCGAGAGGUGUUUGAAGGGGCAAAUAUCUGGAGAAAAACUUCUCCAGAAACAGUAAAUACAGCUAUAGCUUACUUUGUCCUUAGCCUUGUGAAAUAGUUGGAUUGUAACAGAAGAGAGAUAAAAAGCCCUGCCAGUUGGUGUAUUCUAUUAGUUAUCAAUUUAGAUUGAUUCUCUGUGUUUGGACUGGUUGCAGCAAGUAACCAGUCUCUUCUUGAACUACUUUAACUGGAAAUGCCAAGAAUUAACCUUAGGGCAUUCUAAAGAUGGCUGGAUGAGGGAGGGAUGGGGCAUUAGGUGCAACUCUUAUCAGCUCGUCAGUAUAACCAGGGAUGAUGGGAGUAGCAUUCAAAGACACUAGAGCGGGUACAGUUGCCUAGUCCUGCUCUGUAAUAUGUGCUCUGCUUAUGCUAUAAUGUCAGUCCCUUAUAUGGCAACUACUGUGAUUUCCCAAACCCAGUGUUCAGGAGAACCUGGGAAUGGCUGGUGUUGGUACUUUGGGGACUGAGUAAAGUUUCUACUCUCACACGUAUGUAUGUGUACAUGUGAAGUCCACAUGGAAAUGAGCUUUACCUUUUCAGGACUCACUUAAAUCCAGAGUUGUCAUAUUGUCAUCCAAAAGAAGUAUCCUCGAUACACAGCCCCAGUCAGUGUUACAAUGACUUUAAUUGUUUUGUAGGAAAGGUGGUGGGCAUUCUGUCCGAAGAAGCAAAAGUUCCAUCUUGGAUGUAAUAUGGCAACCCUACCAGACUCCCGUUUUGUAUUGUGGCAGUAGCUUGUUCCUAUGCAUAGCCUCAUUUCUGUGGACAGUUGUUGCCAUUUGCAGCUAGUCAGCUUUGACUUAAUGGUGACUCGUUCAAUGUGUUGAGGUUGUAGAAGUAAAUAAAUAGAUGCUUUACCACAGUUUCUGAAUCAAGAUAAACCCUGCAGUAUAAUAAAAUGCCACUCAGGCUUGUGUAACAAGUAACAGUAUCUUUACUUCAGUUCAAAAGUUCAAACAGGGCAACAAUAUAUAUAGUAACCUUUCUGAAUUCACACAGAGAACAUAGGGAAUAAACAGUUCCUUUAAAUAUGCCUUAUUUGCCUUAUAAGUAAUCAGGCUUCGGAGAGUAUGGCAGCCAUUUCCUUCCUGACCAUUUUCCAGUCAGCUGCUCUCCUCCCUCUCCGAGAUGAAAGUGGCAGUUAAAACCGUUUGUCUCAGCACCAAGCUAGAGACAGCAGCCAAUUGGAAUUCUGGCUCCUGACUGGCUCAGCCAAUCAGCUGUUCCCACAUGCCCUUUCCAGUCAACUCAUCACAUCGUGGUGCCUCUUUUACAAACCCUCACACAGUGAAAGGUCGCCAAGACACAACUUUGCCCAGAUCCUCAGGGCUGUGGCUAAUUUGAUAGAGCCUAUCUACUUGUAAUACAGUCUUCCUCUUUUCCUACUGCCUCCCACUUUAUCAGACAUUAUCUUUGUAAAUGUUGUCUAAUGAUGUGGUCAAACUACAGUAGCUUUCAUUUAGUCAUUUUUGGCUUCAUGCUUGAUUUGUGGCACUGCAUGCAUCCGUAGAACCCUUUUCCAGGAUCACAUUUCAAAUGUUGAUUCUCUUUUUCACACUUUUUUUUUUUACUAUCCAGCUUUUAUACCUAUAUCAAAACAUUUGUUCCGGGCUUGAAUUCAUGCAGAAAUUCAGCCCAUUCAACAUCUUUCCCCUGUUCUUUGUGGGAGAGAAUCCUUUGCUUCCCGGCAUCCACACUGACCUCUCACUCGGUGCCUUGAAAGCUUAUUUUCUUGCAGGUAUGACCUGACAACUGGUGCCAUUUUCUGCCGGGUCUGCGGUUGAAAGGAAAUGCCCAUGUAUUCUAAGGAUAUUAUGGAUCUCCUUUCUAUAAAAGGGGCAUUCUGUGUUUCUCCACUUACGACUUGCAGAACUCACUUUAGUGUGCCCAUGGGUCAUUCUCUGCAAGCUGUACAUUGUGCUGUCACUGUGCCACCCCAAAGUCCCCUUCAUACAUGACAGCAAUCUUAGGAAGUUUGUGGUGCAACAUUAUUAUCUUGAAAUGAAGAAAUAUAUUUCCAUUGAAAUUAUUGGACAAAAACUCCCAGAAACGUUGACCAUUAUGACCAAUAAGAAAGGAAUAUGGUAGUUGUAGUCAACAGCUCUGUCUAAAAGCCACAAAGGCACCUGUCAGAUUAAACCUAAGCAGGGUCAGUCCUGGUUCACACUUGAAUGGGAGAUUGCCAGCAAAUACAGGGUAGCGUAGGCCAUGUUUCAGAGGAAGUGGCAAAACCACAUCUGAGUAUCCCUUAUCUAAGAAAACUCUAUUGAAUUCAUGGGGUCCCUAUAACUUGACAGGCAACUUGAAGAUACAUAGUCAACAUCUGAAGGGCCAAAGCUUUCUAGAUGUUACUGUAUUUAUUUCUGGAAAUAACAUCUGCAAUGUAAUAAAACCGCAAUGUGUUCCAUAAGUUUUUCUUUGGCAAGGAAUACUCAUAAGUGGUUAUGCCAGUUCUUUUCUCUGAAAUACGUCCUACAUUGCUUAAUACUGGUUGGUGGUCCCCAAUCCAAAUACUAACCUGGGCUGACUCUGCUUAGCUUCUGAUAUCAGAUAGAAUCUGGUACCUUCAGAGUAUUUAUUUAGCAUUGCUCAAAAUAUGAGGUUUCUCCCAGCAUCCAAUAGCACCUUUCUUAGGGCCUGUUUUGUUGCCUGCUUUUGUUCCUAUAGGCCAGUGGUUCUCAACCUGUGGGUCCCCAGAUGUUUUGGCCUACAAGUCCCAGAAAUCCCAGCCAGUUUACCAACUACUAGGAUUUCUGGGAGUCGAAGACCAAAACAUCUGGGGACCCACAGGUUGAGAACCACUGCUAAAGGCUGUGAUGAUAUACUUCAAGGUCCAAAGGAUCUUACUCUUAAUCUUCUACUUUCCAACAGAGAAGAUGAUUUCAGAAUCUUUUCUCAUUUUUUCUGGAGUUGUAGGAAAGAACAUCUGUAUCUAAGAGGAUCUGUGUAUAUUUGCAUAGUAGAGGUGAGGUAUCUUUCCCUUUGUGUUCCUAGAAGUACCCUAAUAAAACUAUUUACUGUUGGGCAGGAGUGAGCAAAAUGCAGUUCUGACACAGCUCCCAAAAAAGCUGUUUAUGUGGCUCUAAACUUCACUAGUCUCCACAGACCACUUUAUUUCUGAGAUCCAGAGGUCAAAUUUGAAAUGGAUUUUUGGCUGUGUUCUCAAAUGUCUCUGUACAACUGGUUGGAAGCCUUUGAGUGCUGCUGUCCUUAGGCUGGAAUGUGGUGGUGUAUUUUUCUCAAAAGUGUUUGUGAUGUCUUAGAAUGGUUUUUUUUUUUUUGGUCUUGCCAUUUCUAUUAAAACCAUGAUUUAUAUAUUUAAAAA